Molecule: messenger RNA, 672 nt
Organism: Meriones unguiculatus (Mongolian gerbil)
Lineage: Eukaryota; Metazoa; Chordata; Mammalia; Rodentia; Muridae
Gene: Apoc4
Product: apolipoprotein C4
Exons: 4
Coding region: 56-619 (187 amino acids)
Biological process (GO): positive regulation of triglyceride storage; triglyceride homeostasis
Cellular component (GO): high-density lipoprotein particle; very-low-density lipoprotein particle
Source: RefSeq, a predicted model, not a curated record
GACAAACAGCAGCUCUGGGGGAUUUUUUUUUCUGUCAGCGAGAAAUGGACAGGAGAUGAGCGUCCCGUGGUGUGGGUCAGCCUUCCUCAGGCGUCUGGGGCAGGGUUACUCUGGCUGCAGGGUGGAGAGUAGAGCACCAAGAGACAAAGGGACAGAGGGACCCAGAAAUGUCCCCGAUGAGAUACAGACUGUGGGUCCUGCCCUCACUCUGCCUUUCCUUGAUGCUUCUGGCCUGUUUUGUAGGAGUAACACUCGGGGAGAGAGGAAUGGGGUUCUGAGGUCCCGGCCCACUCAAGCUGAGCCUCUGUGGUUUCCCCCAGCACCCACAUCUUCAGAGAGCCUGGACCCCACGCCUAGCCCUGAGAACAGCCGCUGGAGCCUGGUAAAGGCCAGGGUGAUGAAGAUGGUGGAGCCAUUUGUGACCAAGACCAGGGACAAAUGGCAGUGGUUCUGGGGUCCUGGAGCUGUCCAGGGCUUUGUGCAGACCUACUAUGAAGAUCACCUGAAAGACCUGGGUCCCCGCACUCAAGCCUGGCUGCAGAGCUCCAGAGACCACCUCCUAAACAAGACCCACAGCCUGUGUCCCCGGCUGCUCUGCAGGGAGCAGACUCAGGGUUAAAGGGCUCCACACCUCCCUCCCCUGGCACCCGUAAUAAAGGUGUUUGUUCUUAA